CUGACUCUCUCUCACACCACCCAAGCCAAAACCUUUUCUCUCUAAAAUUUUAAAUUACCUGUCCUUUAUUCGAACAUCAACACUCUUUAGUUUAUCUCUGAAAUGGCUUUCUCUCUCUCCCUCAAAACACAAUCUCUUGUUGUUGUCGUUGUUAUUUUUCACUUGUUCUUCAUUAGCCCAUGUUUCUGCGCAAGAAAGCUAACUUCAUUGUACCAGCCACCACCCAUGGCUCUCACAUACCAUAAUGGCGCUUUGCUUGAAGGACAUCUCCCAGUAUCAAUUCUUUGGUACGGACAAUUCUCACCGGCUCAGACAUCUAUUGUUGCAGACUUUCUUCUCUCCCUCGACCCACAUGAUCAACCAGAGAAUCUCUCCUCUAAAAAACCCUCAGCCUCGCAGUGGUGGAAAACUAUCCAAACCUACUUGAAAAAGGCUGGCAAAAGGGAGAUCCAAAUUGAACUGUCCAAUCAAAUCUCAGAUGAGUCCUGUUCCAUGGGCAAAACCCUCAAGAAAUCCCAGAUUUCCGAGUUGGCUCGUGCUGUCAGCUCCAAAUCCAGUGGGUUAACUCUGGUUCUCACAGCAAAAGACGUUGCAGUUGAAGGCUUCUGCAUGAGCAACUGCGGGUUUCAUGGGUCGGACGCUAGAAAGAGGUCAGCCUUCAUCUGGGUUGGGAACUCGGAGACUCAGUGCCCUGGCCAAUGCGCGUGGCCCUUCCACCAACCCAUCUACGGACCACAGACAACACCACUGAUUGCACCCAACGGGGACGUGGGGUUGGAUGGCAUGGUCGAAAAUAUAGCGACUCUUCUGGCCGGAACUGUAACCAACCCUUUUGGAAACGGCUAUUUCCAGGGCUCAGCUGAGGCGCCUCUGGAGGUGGCUUCAGCUUGCCCCGGAAUUUAUGGGAAAGGAGCUUAUCCGGGAUACGCCGGAGAGCUGUUGGUGGAUUCCAGCACCGGUGCGAGCUAUAAUGCGCUGGGUGUAAACAGCAGGAAAUACCUCUUACCUGCAGUGCUUGACCCUUCUACUUCGCAGUGCUCAACUGUUGUUUGACAAGGUUGACUUUUAGUGGAUUGUACAUGUGUGCACAUUCUAAUUUCUUCUUAAUCGUAAUUUUUUUUUUCUCUA
Molecule: messenger RNA, 1128 nt
Organism: Vitis riparia (riverbank grape)
Lineage: Eukaryota; Viridiplantae; Streptophyta; Magnoliopsida; Vitales; Vitaceae
Product: protein PHOSPHATE-INDUCED 1-like
Exons: 1
Coding region: 103-1053 (316 amino acids)
Source: RefSeq, a predicted model, not a curated record